Styela clava is the source of this 2352-nucleotide messenger RNA. RefSeq names its product dual specificity mitogen-activated protein kinase kinase 7-like. Gene Ontology annotation, molecular function: protein kinase activity; ATP binding. Lineage: Eukaryota; Metazoa; Chordata; Ascidiacea; Stolidobranchia; Styelidae. Gene Ontology annotation, biological process: protein phosphorylation. The record is from RefSeq and is a predicted model, not a curated record.
AAUCGUACCAAUUUUUUGUUUUAUUUGGUAAUUUUCCCGAUCUCACAAUCUAACGAUUAGGUUUAUUUCUGAAUUUUGAAUGUUCAGUUAAAACAUUUUAUAGAUUACAGACCUAAAUCGAGAUGUUGAUACAUUCAAUUGAGCCAGAGAAUAUAACAUUAUAUUAUCAUCAUUCAAUUCAGAAGUACACUAUUUCAGUAUUUUGUAUAUGGAAAUAUUAGAAUAAAGCAAAAUUACCUGAAUACGAGUGGAAAACAAACAAGUACGAAUAUGUCAUCAUCUAAUGUUUCUUUGGACGAUAUUCAGAAGAGAAUGAAACGUUUAGAAUUGAGUUUGAACGCAGAAAAGAAUGAUCCCAGACAAGCCCUCGGACUUCCAAUUGGACACUUUGGCAAUGAGCAACAGCCAAAACGUCCAAGUACUGCAAUGGAAUUUCCUAAGAAAACGCAUGUUAGAAAUUCUUCAAUGGGAAGCCUCGGUCUUUCAUUUACCCAGACUCGUCCAAGUUCUGCUCAACCACUCACUACGCCACCAGGUCUUGAAUUGUCGGGAUUAUCAAGACAAAACAGGCCAAGUUCUGGUCUCGAUCUUACAAACAGCGGUCCGAACUCACCAGCAAUGCAAAGAAAGAAGAAAUUGCCAUUCAAUUAUAUACAUCCUGAACCAGACGCCAAAAGCAAUGAAAGUGUUGAAGUUAAUAAACGUCUUCAAGAGGCCUUCAGUCAGAAUGGUAAACUUCGAAUUGAUGGAAGGCUCUUCAAUUCCAAAGCUUCAGAUUUUGAAAACUUGGGAGAAAUUGGUGCUGGAACUUGUGGACAAGUUUAUAAAAUGAGAUUUAAACAUGCUAAUAGGAUUAUGGCUGUCAAGCAAAUGCAUAGAUCAGGAAAUAAUGAAGAAAAUAAAAGGAUAUUAAUGGAUCUUGAUGUUGUCCAGAAGAGUAAUUUUCCUCAUAUAGUAACAUGUUUUGGGACAUUAAUUACAGAGAGUCAUGUAUGGAUUUGUAUGGAGCUUAUGUCAACUUGUUUUGAUAAGUUAUUGAAAAAAAUCAAAGGACCUAUUCCGGAAAAAGUGAUUGGAAAAUUGUGUAUCGCAGUUGUAAGAGCAUUAAAUUAUCUCAAAGAGCAACAUGGUGUAAUACAUAGAGAUGUAAAACCGUCUAACAUUCUCAUAGACAAGAGAGGAACAGUUAAAUUAUGUGACUUUGGAAUAAGUGGAAGAUUGGUUGAUUCUAAAGCUAAAACCAGAACUGCUGGUUGUGUUGCAUAUAUGGCACCUGAAAGAAUUGAUCCUCCAGAUCCUACCAGUCCAGAUUAUGAUAUCCGAGCAGAUGUUUGGAGUCUGGGUGUUUCUCUUGUCGAACUUGCCACUGGAAGAUUUCCUUAUCCCAACUGUACAACAGAUUUUGAAGUUUUAACAAAAGUUUUACAGAAUGCACCUCCUAUGUUGCCUCAAAAUGCAAACUUUAGCAUGCCGUUCAGACAGUUUGUUAAACUAUGUUGCACAAAGAAUUUCCAGCAACGACCAAAAUAUCGGCAACUUCUGGAACACGACUUUAUCAAACAUUCUGAGAGAAUUACAGUGGACAUUACUGAAUGGUUAACCGGAGUUUUAAAUUUUCCAACAACCCCUUCAUUCAGCGACCCGUUUCUGUUGAACAAUUUCACUCCUCUUCCAACUAAUGACGCAUUCAAUCCAGUAACUUCACAACCUACCGCACAAGCCAACAGACUUGGAAAUGGGGUCAAUUUUACAAUUUCACCCCAACAAAACAAUUCUAAUGUCAGAAGCGGUUGGGAAAGCUUUGAUGAUAGCUAGUCGAAAAUGUGAACAUAACUUAUAAGAAUUAUGAGACAUGACUAUUUCACCUCGUUUAUUAAUUAAUAAAAGGUUUUAUUCAACAUGGUAUUGGUAUCUUAACACCUGUUAUGCUGUCAGUAAUCAUCAUGUACCGGAAUUUUUUAUAACCUUCAAAUGUGUGUACUAUCUAUGUCAUCCGAGAAUUGGCUCAAAUGUUUUAUUUGAAAAAAUCAUAGCAAAAAACCCUGGAUACCUAUUUGGUGUAUUUUGGUUUUAUGAUUGUACUUGAACUUUGAAGUCUGUGCGUUACUCGGCAAACCAUUGCCCUGGUUAAUUGAAUGUGAAUUCUAUACUGUUUCCAUUAUAGCUGGUCGAGCGUCUUGAAAAUAAUUUAUGGUGAUCAUGGAGGCACAUGAAUUGGUGAAAAUAAUCGUCAUAUAUUUGAUGCGCCAUUAUUAAAACAGUAUUAAUGAGAUAAUAUCAAGUUUUCAUGGUUUGAACUCUGAACCUUGUAAUGUUUUAUUUUAAUGUGCAAUAAAAGUCUUGUGUUUCUUA